ACCGUCUGAUGAUUCCGGUUCAACCUUCUUUCUCCCACUCUUUUCUCCAUCCAAAUACCAUUCUCAUUCGCCUUUCCGUUCUUUAAUUCCCUGUCCGGCAGGUUCGACAGUCGCUUCCUUGCCUUUCCCUUGUCUCCAGGAAUAGUUUAUUUAACCUUAAAUCUUUUUAAUAUCCAUCCGCUUGGCCGGUCCAUCCCCCACUUCUUUCAACAUGCAGACCAAGACACUCAUCCUCGCUGCCCUCGUGGCCAUCACCGAGGCCCGCUUCGGCCAAGAAGGUCUCAUCCAGAACGCGGUCCAGGGCCUGUCAGCCUUCGGCAACCCCGGCCAGGCCGGAAGCCUCGCCGGUCAGACUCCGGGUGUCCUCCUCGGGGGUGCCAAUGCCUGCGCCAAGCUCUCCCUCGCCGACGAGAUCAUCGCCACCCUCGGCACCGACCCGCAAGUCAUCGCAGCAGCCGCCCAGCUGGUCGCGGCCGAGAAGAACUUCAACCCGUCGGCGCAGGACGUGCCGACCAUCUGCGACGACCCGACGCUGCCCGCGACCAAGGCCCUGCGCGGCAUCGUGCCGCUCGUCGACCCCGCCGUCGACGGCGCCGCCGUCGAGAACGCCAACUCGGCCGCUUCGCUCAAGGCCCCGCUCAAGGACGCCGGUCUCAGCGUCGCGGGCAUCAUGGCCGCCAACGGGUUCACCAACCUGAUCAAGCAGACUUGAGAGGGGGGCGA
This is a messenger RNA of Phialemonium atrogriseum, 723 nucleotides long. RefSeq lists its product as uncharacterized. The record is from RefSeq and is a predicted model, not a curated record. NCBI's taxonomy places the organism in Eukaryota, Fungi, Ascomycota, Sordariomycetes, Cephalothecales, Cephalothecaceae. The coding region runs from base 212 to 712 and encodes 166 amino acids. The transcript is spliced from 2 exons.